AUGGUUCAAUAUUUUAAAGGCCCUAUCUGGGCACAGGCAUUGCUGUUUAAUAUUAUACCCGCCGCAUAUGGUAGCGGCUUUGUAGGACACAGCUCAUAUUGUUGCAAUAUUCUCGAGGAUGCCCUCGGAGAUGCCAUAUACUCCCGUUCUUCAAACGAAUACACUGUUCAGAACACAUUUUGGGCUGUCCAAGCCAACCUAUCACCAACAUGUGUUUUGGCACCGAAAUCAACAGAUGACCUAGCUACUGCCAUGAAGAUUCUUGUACAAGACUCCUGUAUCUUCGCAGUUCGCGGAGGUGGCCAUUCAAGUAUUCCUGGUUGGGCCAGUACUAACGACGGUGUACUUAUCUCUUUGGGUAAUUUCAGAGAUGCCGUUGUAAAAGAUGGCUAUGCAAGGGUUGGUGCAGGAAACCGCUGGGGAGAAGUAUAUAGGCGGCUGGAAGAUCAUGAUUUGACGGUUGCCGGAGGUAGACUGUCUGGCGUUGGGGUUUCGGGGUUGACAUUGGGAGGAGGGCUGACGUGGCUAACCUCUGAGCACGGAUUUGCCUGCGAUAAUGUCAAGAACUUCGAAAUCGUAACCGCAGCUGGCGAUAUCCUCCAUGCAAAUGCCGAAUCCCAUCCAGAACUAUUCAAGGGCCUGAAAGGUGCUGGGCCAAGCAACUUCGGAAUUAUUACGAACUUCGACUUAUAUACCUAUCCUCAUAACUCAAAGGUUUAUGGCGGGAUGUACAUCUACAAUGAAGAUAAAGCGCCCCAAAUCCUUUCAGAAGCCUUUAAUUAUGCCACCACAGGAGCCUCUGCGGACGUCAAGUCACACCUGAUCUCAACUUUUGCAUGGACAAAAGACGCAGGCACUGUCUCGCCGGCAGUCAUUGCAUACUACAAUGGCCAUGUAGACAAUGAUAACCCCCCUGAGGCUCUGAGGCGAUUUUCGGAUAUCCCGAUGGUUUUGAAUACUGGGAGUAUGCAGAAUACUUCGCAGGUUGCUGAUGCGGUGGGAUACCCCGAGGGAGGAGCUAGGCAGUUUCUCUCGUCGAUAACUGUCGUUGCCAAGGAAGAGGAGCUGAUGGCAGAACUUCAUACAAUCUGGAGAGAAUCUUUGGAGCUCCUGAAACCCUACUUAGUCUCUGCCGUUUCUGGAUUCGUGCCUAUCCCGGAUACCGCUAUUGCAGCUGGAUUUACGAAAGGGGGGAACUCUAUGGGGUUUAAACCAGAUGAUAAGAAUCUAAUGCAUGUUUUUUGGUUCAACGCCUGGACCGAUGCCAAAUUUGACAGUAGAGUUGCGAGUAUCUGCAAUGAUAUGAUUACCAAGUCAAGCCGCGCAGCCAAGCGCAGAGACUCCCUUCACCCAUUCCAAUACUUGAACUACGCUUCGAAAGAUCAAGACCCCAUCGCUUCGUAUGGUAAGGAGAGUGUUAAGGAUCUAACGAAGUUGCAGAAGGAGUAUGAUCCAAUGGGAGUUUUCACAAAAUUAGUGAAGGGGGGAUUUAAGAUUCCGGAGCAGACGGAGAGAUUUGAGUUAUGA
Molecule: messenger RNA, 1527 nt
Organism: Morchella importuna
Lineage: Eukaryota; Fungi; Ascomycota; Pezizomycetes; Pezizales; Morchellaceae
Exons: 7
Coding region: 1-1527 (508 amino acids)
Molecular function (GO): FAD binding
Source: RefSeq, a predicted model, not a curated record